AUGGCUCUUUCACCUAAACCACCGAAUCUGUCAAUUUUGACAGAUUCACACAGGAACUCCAUUUCUACUAAUUCGGUCUCACCCACAACCCAUUCGGUCUCACCCACAACCCAUUCGGCAGACUCACCCUCACCUACUGGACAACUUAGCUACGUUCACGCAGCACUAUCCAUUGGAAACCGACAAAAGACUAUUCGUACACCAAUUCUUGUAGGAGAUGAAGACCCCAACGCGACUCCUCGAGUGUAUCGUCGAGGUACCUCCUCUAAUUCGGUUUUUUAUCACAUCCCUUCCGAAUUUAAAGAUUUGGAUGCAUUUCUUGGCCCUUUGAGGCAAACAUAUCCUCGAGGAAUUGGGCUUCAACUCAAGACCAAAACGGAAAAAACACAUACAGCUAUUGAACUGUGCCUCUCAAACGCAGACUACUGUAAAUACGCAUGCAGCAACCCAAUUGUGGUUGACAAUAAUGAAUUCUUGGCAACCCCUGCUAUUUCGGCGGAUCUCAAAUUCCCAUACGGCAAUGUCCAAGAAACAGUCAUUUACGAAGAAGGCCAACACCAAUGGUUCAAAGGCAACGGGUAUGUCUAUUUAGAGCGUCCUAUUGUUUCGGACAAGGUUUGGGCCCAGUUAGCCUACCAGAUCAAGUACUUCGCUGACAUCCAGAUUUAUGGAACCUGGGCAAAAAUGGGAGACCAUUGUGUGUUCUGUAAGCAGAUGGGUCAUUCCGUAGACAAAUGUACUGAAAAGCGUAAAGAGAAACGUACGUGCCAUAACUGUGGCGUUGUUGGACAUAUUCAGAUACACUGCCCUAGGGACCCACCUUCCAACAGUCAUCGCAAGUCCCAUCUAGAUGAUGGACCCAGCAAUCAGGUUGCUCUCCGCCAAAUUCUCAGCCCACAGCGCAUUCAAGAGACGACACGGUCUGCCGUGGAAAAGGCAGAGGCACAGAAGCAGAUGAUAGCCCAGAAACAGGCUGCUGCUCAGAAACAGAAAGACCUAGAUACCCAGAGAGUCUUGGAAGCAGAGAAGGUUGCUGCUGAAGAAGCAGCUGCAAGAGUCCUCGAGGCUAGAAUGAUUGCAGAUAAAUGUGAGGCUGCCGCUCUUCAAGCAAUAGCUCCUGGAAAUUGUAGAACUUUACCAGCUAGCGUAGAGGCCGACGUGGCGGAUAAAGAUGUGACAAUGGGUGACAAUAAUAAUGAAAAAGCUGGCGAAAAGACAAAGCAACAACGAAAAAAAGAACAAUUGAGGGAGGAAGCCCAACGCAACAUCCUUCCACCAGCACACAAAAAUAUGAAUAAUACAAUAAAAAUCGCAACAAUAAACUGUCGGGGGCUCACCAAGUCCUCUAACCCACAACAACGCAACAACUUUAUUCGACACCUACGCUCACAGAACAUCCACUUACUCGCAAUCCAAGAAUCUCACGCCAAAGAUUUUGAAUUACAAACCACCUUCCAUACCCAAUUUCAAGCGCACGACAGCCAAUGGACCCAGCAUUGCGGGCUGAUCUCACUUACACCAUACUUAUCUCUUACCGACUCAUAUACAAGCCGAUGUGGCAGAUGCAUUUUCGCCACAGUCAGCCACAUCAACAACCACUUCGACCCUAUCCAAAUUGUCACAAUAUACGCACCAGCUGUACUUUCUGACAGCAGAAAAUUUUAUACUUCCCUCCUAGAAACUCCACUCUUCUCAAGUACUAUCUCACACUCCCGUCUCAUAAUACUCGGUGACUUUAAUUACACCUACAGCUUACGUUCUGCACACUCACGCCGCGCUCCUCAGUCUUGGCUUCAAUAUAUUCAAGACCAUCUCAUCGAUUGCAUUACUGAAGAGGGCGAACAACCUCUACCUACAUUUUCUAGCGGAAUUCAGAUGAGCAGCAUUGAUUACAUCUUUGCAAGCCCAGAAUUGGCCAAUCUUAAGCACGAAUCUUCUGUAGACUAUAUAAACCCUUCUUGGUCCGACCACUUUUUAGUGUCAACUACCUUGUCUUUGGGAGGAUCCCGCACUGGAAAAGGAAUUUGGCGUGCAAAUCCCCGCUUAGCUCUGUCAGCCCAUUUUUGUCAGUCCCUGUCAGCGACACUACAGGACCUAUUACCUAGCCUACAUAAUAUCCCUUCAUCUCAAGACCAAUGGGAGAAGGUUAAAGCUAUUAUUCGCCGCCUUGCCAAGCAACAUUCACGUCGAUCUACUACAUGGCGGGUUCAGCAAGAAAAGGCUCUCCAAAGCAAACAGGAUAUCCGUGGGGCAUCUAAACGAUCACCACGCCAUAGCAGCCCUGGGCCUGACGGACUACCGUAUGAAAUUCUGUCUCUUGUAUUUCUCGAAGAAGAACAACUCUGUCACAUUCACUCUCAACGCUCACUCUCUGUCAGGGGUCGAGCUACGGUGUUAAACUCUCUAAUUCUGUCCAAGAUUUGGCAUGUCCUUCGUGUAACUCCUGUUCUUGCUUCAUUCUUUGACAAGUUGCGCUCAUGCAUAGGACAAUUCCUGCAUCGCGGCAUGUUUCCUAUGAUUAGCUUUUCCAAAAUGUGUUGCCCGCGUUUGACGGGCGGUCUAGGUAUUCUUAAGCCACAACUGCAACAAAGAGCUCUCCAGAUGCGAUGGCUACAGCCCAUUUUAGACCAGCAGUCUACCCAAUCUUUUGUAGUACCAUGGAUAAAAGCUACUUUGCAACAAUGUACCUCAAGUGGAGACAUCUGUCUGCCUAUGAUGUUUACAAAUUUACGCCCUGCUCGAUUGAAAAAUGUAAAGAGUGCGUUUAAUACUCUCCUAACUACGAUUGAUGCCAUUCCACGGGAUUAUUCCAUCAUAACUCCCACUCCAGCUACAUGUCUGGACUUGCCCAUACUCGAUGUCAUACAAUUAUCUGAUCAAUCUAUCCGCCUUACCAAGGGUUGGCGAAACUUGCGCGUUUCUGACGCUUUCAUUUACGAUGAGUCCCUUCAAGCUCUCCAUUCACGAGUCUCUUCAGAACGCCUUGGUUCCAGAUACAUUGUCGCCAAACUCUUCCGUAACCUUCAGAACGCACGGGUCAACCUCUUGCCAUUCUUCUGGCGUACAACACUGCCACCCCUCAAACAUCCUGAAUUUAUUCCCACUCUCCGCCCAGAGCUCGUAAUCGCAUCUCCAUUUGUUACAGCAUUGCGCACUGGGUGCCGGCAUCUCAAAGUCUUCCACACCACUCACUUUCGCAAAGUUUGCCAAAUCAAUCCGCCCUUGUCUAACCAUGGCUCAACUCUUACACCGAUUCAAUGGAAAAAAAUUUGGGAUUUUCCCAUACACCACUCUGUACGAAACAUUUGGUACCGCGCACUACAUCAAUCCUUGUCCUGUAGCUCACACCUCCAUCGCAUCGCUCCCACAACCUUCCCGUCUCCGAUGUGCGUCCUAUGCAGCAAUGGCAUUGAUAGCAUAGAGCACUUUCUGUAUCUGUGUCCUCUUAAGCGGCCAGUUUGGUCCAAUGCCUGGCAGACUUACUUUGGAUAUCAAUCUGAACCAUUUGAUGUUCAUCGCGCGCUGUUUCACUUGGAUCUUCCUAAUUCAGCCAAUUUUGAACACUAUCUUGACCCGAGCCAGGCCAUUAGCUGCAUCAUCUUAUCUCUGUGGAGACCUCAUUGGCGGGUGAUUUUUGACUCUGCACCUUUUAACACACAACAUAUACAAUCAUCUGUAGAAAAACUUUCUACCUCUUUUGCUCAGGAACUAGAUCUCUCAUAG
Molecule: messenger RNA, 3723 nt
Organism: Phycomyces blakesleeanus NRRL 1555(-)
Lineage: Eukaryota; Fungi; Mucoromycota; Mucoromycetes; Mucorales; Phycomycetaceae
Product: CCHC-type zinc finger transcription factor
Exons: 5
Coding region: 1-3723 (1240 amino acids)
Molecular function (GO): catalytic activity; nucleic acid binding; zinc ion binding
Source: RefSeq, a predicted model, not a curated record